CCAAGCCAGCAGCCAUGUCCACGACCACUCAGCCACAGACAAUGUCCAGCAAGCAGAGAUGCCCUCAGGCUAUAGGGUUGGAGAGUGUGGCCCCUCUGGUGACUUCAGUGGAGGAGUGCCCCGAUCCCAUUGGCACCACCAUCAAGGGAACGAUCCCCUCGUGGAUAAACGGGAGCUUCCUGAGGAACGGGCCUGGGAAGUUUGAAUUUGGCCAAGACAGAUAUACCCACUGGUUUGACGGCAUGGCCAUGAUGCACAGAUUUUACAUCAGCGAGGGCGAGGUCACGUACAGCAGCCGCUUCCUGAGAAGUGACUCGUACGUGCACAACUCCGAGAAGAACCGCAUCGUGAUCUCGGAGUUCGGGACGUUGGCCAUGCCCGAUCCUUGCAAGAACAUCUUUGCUCGAUUCUUCUCACGCUUUCAGAUCCCAAAAGCGACAGACAACGCCAGCGUGAACUUUGUCAAGUACAAGGGCGACUAUUAUGUCAGCACAGAAACCAACUACAUGAGACGAAUAGAUCCUCAAACUUUGGACACAAAAGAGAAGGUGGACUGGAGUCAGUACAUCGCUGUCAACUCGGCCACAGCUCACCCGCACUACGACCGCCAAGGGGCCACGUACAACAUGGGCAACUCCUACGGAAAAGGAGGUUUCUUCUACAACAUCAUCCGUGUGCCCCCACCCGAGGAGACGGGGGCGAGCGAGGAUUGCGCAAACCUGCACGGAGCCAAAGUGCUGUGCUCCAUUCGAGCACGUGAACCCAGAAAACCUUCGUACUAUCACAGCUUUGUCAUGUCGGAGAACUACAUAGUGUUUGUGGAGCAGCCCAUCAAGUUGGACCUGCUCAAGUUCAUGCUGUACCGCAUCCAAGGAAAGAGCUUUCACAAGGUCAUGACCUGGGAGCCGCAGUACGGUACCAUCUUCCAUCUGGUCCACCGGCACACUGGCCAAGUGAGUGCGGUGACGUACCGAGCGGCGCCCAUGUUCGCGCUGCAUCAGAUCAAUGCCUUUGAGGACGACGGCUUUCUCGUCAUGGAUAUGUGCUGCGGCGAUGACGGCGAGGUCAUCGGAGACUUCACCCUGGAGAACCUCCGCAGAGGCCCGGGACAGGAAAUGGACAAGUUUUACAACUCCCUGUGCAGAAACCUGCCGAGAAGAUACGUCCUCCCUUUGAAUGUUGACCAACAAACCCCUCUGGACAGGAAUCUGGUGACCCUGCCAGACUAUAAAGCUACGGCCAAGAAGACCCCGUCUGGAGAGGUUUUUCUGACCCACGAGGAUCUUUACGACGACCAGCUGCUGCAGUACGGCGGCCUGGAGUUCCCCCAGAUCAACUACGAGCGCUGCAAUGCUCGACCCUACCGCUAUUUCUACUCCUGUGGCUUUGGACACGUCUUCAGUGACUCCCUGCUCAAGAUGGACGUGCACACCAAAGAGCUCAAGGUGUGGCGGUAUCCCGGCUUGUUCCCGUCUGAGCCUGUCUUUGUUGCUUCGCCCGAGGCCACAGAGGAAGAUGAUGGAGUCGUGUUGUCAGUCAUCAUUACACCCCGAGAAGACAAAAGUACAUUUCUUCUCGUUCUGGAUGCCAAGACCUUCACUGAACUGGGCCGAGCAGAAGUCCCAGUCAAUAUCCCGUAUGGUACACAUGGAGUGUUCAAUCACAUGGCCUAACAGGGAGGUGCAAACUUUUUACACCGAGGGCCGCACACUGAGAAAUGAAAGCAUGGGGGUGCCAUUUUGAUACUUUUCAUUUUGAAAACCAAUACAAUACAUAUUGUAACCAUUAGGGCUACAUUUGGUGAAUGUUAAUUGUA
Messenger RNA from Nerophis lumbriciformis (worm pipefish), 1816 nucleotides. It is a transcript of the gene bco2l, whose product is annotated as beta-carotene 15, 15-dioxygenase 2, like. Gene Ontology annotation, molecular function: beta-carotene 15,15'-dioxygenase activity; carotenoid dioxygenase activity. Gene Ontology annotation, cellular component: mitochondrion. Lineage: Eukaryota; Metazoa; Chordata; Actinopteri; Syngnathiformes; Syngnathidae. Gene Ontology annotation, biological process: carotene catabolic process; retinal metabolic process. The record is from RefSeq and is a predicted model, not a curated record.